GCUCUCUCUCUCUGUCUCUCUCCGCGUAACGCCGCACUCGUCUCGUAGCAGCUUAGCACACAGAGCCGUCGUCGCGCACAGCUUUUCUCUUUAAUUUUCUCCUUUAUUUCCGCGAGCCCCGUGGAACACGACGAAGCGUCAUCUCCGCACGCGGGACUAAAGGAUAACAAUAAUCCGUCGAAAUGAGGAAUCUACUGCUGCUGCUGCUCAUCGCCCUGCCGGCUGUUAUCCUGACGACGAGCCCAGGAAGCGGACCAGUUGCGUACGCUCAGGAAGAUGACAAUGAUGACAUUGUUGAUGUCGAAGGAGAGGAAAGCAGCAUAGUUACGGAAGAGGAGCCUGAAGAAGAGAGUGUAACGGCAUCCAAAGAUGUUGAUACUACCAUCCUCUUUACGGAGCCAAUCCACAACUCGUUAUCGACCCUUGAACUGCCUGCUGGAAAGCCAGUUGAAUUCUUGAUUGGAUUCAUCAACAAGGGUGAGAUUGACUUUGUUGUGGAGACGGUCAAUACCUCCUUCCGUUACCCCAUGGACUUCAACUUCUACAUCCAGAACUUCUCCACCAUUGCUUACAACAAGAUUGUGAAGCCCAACCAUGAAGCUACGUUGGCUUACUCCUUUGUUCCCUCUGAAUCUUUUGCUGGAAGACCCUUUGGACUCAACAUCAACUUGAACUACAGAGAUGCUAACGGUCUGUCUUUCCACGAAGCUGUUUUCAAUGAAACCGUGCAAAUCAUUGAACUGGAUGAGGGUCUGGAUGGUGAAACUGUUUUCCUAUACAUAUUCUUGGCAGCUUGCGUUAUUCUGACCCUUGUUGGAGGACAGCAGCUUCUGUCUUCUUUCGGAAGAAGAUCCCGUUCUUCCUCUCGCAAGCAUACCGUUGAAGUAGGAACUUCCAACCCCAACAAUGUUGAUUAUGACUGGCUUCCCAGCGAGACUGUCCGCAUGCUCAACAAAUCUCCCAAAACUCCACAACAAAGUCCAAGGCAAAGGAAAGCCAAGAGGUCUGUUGGCUCUGAUGACUGAAUUUAAUUGUAAUUAUUUAUGUGGUUAAUUUAAAACAGCGAGGAGAUAAAUAAUAGGACGUACAAUACGUUUUUUGUAAUAAAAACUCGACUUUUUUACUCAAACGCAACAUGAAAUCUUUGCCAUUUUCACAUGUGCGUUGCAGUGUUUUAUUCUUAACCACACGCAACAACGCGCGUUAAUCGUGAACAAACUUUUUCUCACCUAGGUAAAGAAUUACUAUUAAACAUAAAGUACAACGUUUAUGGAGUUUCUAAUUAAUGAAUAAACUUUUUUACAAAUACUCUUUAAAGAACCAUGUACCAUUGUGAUAAAUGUUACACAAUAAUAAAGCGAACGAGUAUUUGCUUUAUUUAGGGUUUAUAAGGCGUGCCGCCAAAAUCAAAUUUGCAAAUAAUCGAGUUAAAAAGUGCUUAAAAUAAAAAAAAUGACAAACACAAAUUUAUUGCAUUACACCUGGUACAUUCCAUUCGGAAAGAAUUAAUGAAAAAUCGAAAAGGGGCUUCUUAUUCUUAAUUAUCUUGGUAUACAAAUAUUCAUCUUAUUAAUGUAAAUAUUUUGAGUGCUGAGUGAAAGUUAAUUAAUAAUAAUAUUUUGUUGAAUGAAUAUUAUAAACAUUUGUAAUAGGAAUUUAUUCUUAUCAUAAUAAAACAUGUUUUUAUAAAGGUA
Molecule: messenger RNA, 1694 nt
Organism: Nasonia vitripennis (jewel wasp)
Lineage: Eukaryota; Metazoa; Arthropoda; Insecta; Hymenoptera; Pteromalidae
Product: signal sequence receptor, alpha
Exons: 5
Coding region: 183-1025 (280 amino acids)
Cellular component (GO): endoplasmic reticulum; endoplasmic reticulum membrane
Source: RefSeq, marked validated